GACGUAUUUAAAUUCAAACUGUACAACAUAUCAAUGGUUCAAUUAUAUAGUAGGAGAAACCUCUCCAUAAUAUCCAAGAUCCGGAACUCUGUUCUUGGUGCUACCAAGACGACGGAUAUAUCGGAGUCUGUUGGAACUGAUAGUUUACCGAAGCUCACAGGUAAUGGACCAUUUGUAGAAUUACCCAAAUUUGAGGCAUUAGGGAGCCCCACAUCGUUGCUCAAUGUGACACUCCCAGCGUCUUCAAGACUUAACAUUCGAAAUGGGUCGAUCAUAGCGAUGAAUGGGGCCAAAUUGGAUACUCUCACCACACGGGUGAAGAACUUAUCUCACAUACGACCAUUGUUAUACCAAGAAAUGCUGAGUGUUUCACCUGUUUCACUCUUGGUCAGUGGAGGACUGAACUUCACAAUCCUUGAUGCAUCAGAGGAGAAAAGCUGGGCUAUUGCCAACGUACAAAACGUGGUGGCAUGGACAGGCUUCAAUCUUGAACUUGUUCCUCAGGCAAGACUAUUAAGUGGAGGGAAUGGGAUUUAUUCACUUUCCAACUUUACUGGCCUUAGAACUGAAGGUAAGGGGAAACUUGUAUUACGAUCUCAAAGUGAUCUCUUUGAUGUAAAGUUGGAAGCUGGUGAACAACUUCUUCUUAACCCAAGUAAUUUAGUUGCACAUUCAUUCACAAAAUCUGAAGGGGGAACCUUUGCAAAAUUUACAACUUUGAAGAGUGAAAGAUUACAAUUUCCUCCUUCAUUCAAUUGGAUAGAACGAGUUACGAUUAGAUUGAGGGGAGUUUCCAAUUGGAUACAAAACGCUACAAAAUAUGUAUAUAUAAAAUUAGGUGGCAAGCCUUCUUCAACCAAGAGAGUAACUAAAACUGGAACAAGUGAAGUUUCUAAAUCAAUUGGACAACUCACAAAAUUUUCCAGUAAAUUUGUCAAUUUCAUCUCUUCACAAUUCACUAGAUUGAUUCGAAGUGAAGUGUACUAUCAAGUUGAAGGGCCAUGUGAACUUCUUAUCAGCAGUGGCAAUGGGAAAUCUCACUCCAAGACAUUCACUAAAUCAGAACUAGACAGUAUAUAUGAAACAUUAAAAUAGAGUAGAUAGAUGGAGA
[Candida] anglica is the source of this 1111-nucleotide messenger RNA. Lineage: Eukaryota; Fungi; Ascomycota; Pichiomycetes; Serinales; Debaryomycetaceae. The record is from the annotation of a GenBank genome assembly.